AUGGGAUGCUGCAGCCUGAGCGCCAGGCAGGCUGGGUCUGCAGGAACAGGCCAGGAUGAGGUGGAGCUGCUGAAGACGGUCAGGACCAGAAAGUGGUCCAACUCAGAAGGCCAGAGUGAGGCAUCCCUCCAUCCUAAGGACCCUGCAAUCCUGGCAGAAACAGAAGAUGCAGAAGUACUGUGGGGAAGAACGCGGGAGGAACUAGUGAACUUGUUGAUCACACAGCCUAUCAGCGGCUGGGAAGGGAUGAACAUCCACUCUCUUGGGGAAAUUAUUUGGUCCUCCCUGGUUUUUCUGAGAAGUUAUUGCAUGGAGGAGAUGUGUGAAUGCUACAUUGUGCUGUCCUCCUUCCACUUGCUGAUUCUUUCAGUGGAUCGUACAAAGAAGGCAUUUGUUUAUGAGGGUCUCCUUCCUCUUGCUGGGAUGCGUCUGAGAGAGAUUGCGAGUGCAAUCAGCCACACAUUUGAAAUUUCUGGGUCCAUGAUAGAAUCCAGGCUCAUCUGCUGCCAGAAUUCAGCUGACUUCGACAUGUGGGUUCAACACCUCCAGCACCAAAUCAAGAUGGCAAACGCUCACUGCCCAGCCUGUCCCAACAAUAAUAUCUCUUUUCUGGACUCUGAGGAACGACUGCUGAUCCUGUUUCCAGAAGAUCUGCUUUUCCUCUCUGUGGAUGAGGACAGAACUGCAAUCACGUACAAGGGAAGACUCCCCCUAACUGGAAUCCAGGCAAAGGAGAAAUCUGCUCUGCUGGGCAGGUUACAGUUUGAAAUUACAGAGUCCUCACUCAUAUGGAGGCUGCAGCGGGACACAUCUGUGCGCAACACUGUUUUUAUCUACCGUUUCCUCAACGAACAAAGGCAACAGCGCUGGCUGCACGACAGAGGUUAA
Aptenodytes forsteri (emperor penguin) is the source of this 888-nucleotide messenger RNA. RefSeq lists its product as uncharacterized. Lineage: Eukaryota; Metazoa; Chordata; Aves; Sphenisciformes; Spheniscidae. The transcript has 9 exons. The coding region runs from base 1 to 888 and encodes 295 amino acids. The record is from RefSeq and is a predicted model, not a curated record.